Molecule: messenger RNA, 1959 nt
Organism: Ipomoea nil (Japanese morning glory)
Lineage: Eukaryota; Viridiplantae; Streptophyta; Magnoliopsida; Solanales; Convolvulaceae
Exons: 1
Coding region: 1-1959 (652 amino acids)
Biological process (GO): DNA integration
Molecular function (GO): nucleic acid binding; RNA-DNA hybrid ribonuclease activity
Source: RefSeq, a predicted model, not a curated record
AUGGCGGCCUACGUGGACGACAUGCUGGUGAAAAGCCGAGAAGAAACUAACCAUGCGGAGGAUUUGGCCGGCUGCUUCCAGGUGAUGCUUAUAUACAACCUUCGACUUAACCCAAAAAAGUGUGCAUUCGCAGUGCAAGGUGGGAAAUUCUUGGGAUAUAUGGUGACUAAGAGGGGCAUCGAGCCCAUCCCCGAGAAAGUACAGGCCAUCAUAGACAUGCAGCCUCCCAGCACCGUUAAGGACUUGCAGCGGUUAACUGGUCGACUGGCUACCCUCAGUCGCUUCCUGAGCAAAGCGGCAGAUAAGGCCGUGCCCUUUUUCGAAGCUAUUAAGAAGAAAGAGGGUUUUGUGUGGACGGCCGAGUGCCAACAGUCAUUUGAAGAGCUAAAAAGAUAUCUUUCUACACCGCCGGUGCUGUCCACCCCUCAGGUUGGGGAGCCAUUGUUCUUAUACUUAGCAGCCUCCCCCAGAGUGGUGAGCUCAGUGCUUGUCCGAGAAGAAGAGCGUGCCCAGCACCCGGUAUAUUACGUAAGCCGUUCUUUGAAAGCCGCUGAGGCGCGGUACACGCCCUUGGAGAAGAUUGUCUAUGCAUUGAUGACCACUGUGCGUAAAUUGGCGCCUUACUUUCAAGCCCAUACCAUUCGGGUCUUGACUGAUCAACCCCUGGGAAGCGUAAUGCGAAAUCCCAUGUCAUCUGGUCGGCUUGUGAAAUGGGCAGUAGAAUUAACUCAGUAUAGAAUCGAGUACCAGCCUCGACCAUCAAUCAAGGGGCAGGCCCUAGCCGACUUCUUGGUCGAAUGCACUGCAAGGGAAGGCGACAAGCGGGACGCUACGGAAAAUAAUUCGGGCGAAUGGUGGGAGAUGCAUGCAGAUGGAGCAACAAGUCUUCAACAUUGUGGCGGUGGAGUCAUGUUAAUUACACCGGAAGGAUUCCGGCUUUACUAUGCUUUAAGCUACCUGUUCCCGACAUCUAACAAUGAGGCCGAGUACGAAGCUGUGCUAGGUGGCCUACGACUCGCCAAGACACUGGAAGUGGAGCACCUACGAAUUAAGACCGACUCUCGUCUGGUGGUCGGACAGAUAUCCGGGACAUGCGAAGCUAAGAACGCUCGGAUGGCCCAGUAUAAAGAAAAAGCGAUAGAAUUGCUAAAGGGAUUUGGAACGUACGAGAUAGAGUACAUUUCGCGAGCUGAAAAUACAGAAGCCGACAUACUGUUAAAGAUCGCUCUAGAGGGUGUGCCGGAUCACCUCGUCAAAAUCUGUCAAAAAGAGGAACUGGUUCGACCUAGCAUAGAGGAAACGACCUUGGAGAUUCAACAGGUAGCGAUCGAGGUAUGGGACCGGGAGAAGAAUCCUAAGAUGUUCUGGAUCGAAGACAUCCGGCGAUACAAGGAAAAGGGGGAGUUGCCAGAGGAUCCCGGGGUCGCCGCCCGGGUCCGUCGCAAGGCCCCGUCAUUCGAAAUUAUCGACGGAAAGUUGUACAAACAAUCAUUCGGAGGUCCCCACCUUAGAUGUCUACUCAGGCCCGAGGCGGAAAAGAUAAUGGACGAGGCCUAUCGCGGAAUCUGUGCUGCCCACCAAGGUGCCCACACUCUCGCCCGAAAGUUAGUCGUCCAAGGGUACUACUCGCCCACCAUGAUGAGGGACUACAUCGAAUGGAUAGCCAAGUGCGUGGUUUGUCAAGCAUUAGCUCGAAAAGAUACUCGGCCCGCCACAUUCUAUACGCCAGUCACCACGGCCAUCCCGUUUGCAAAAUGGGGGAUCGACUUGCUGGGCCCGCUGCAAGUCGCCCCCGGACGUUUGAAAUUCUGUGUUGUAGCCAUCGACUACUUCACUAAAUGGGUCGAGGCCAAGCCGCUAGCCACCAGCACCCAGUACCAGUGUCGACGCUUCCUGUGGAAGAAGGUGAUCUGUCGCUUCGGACUGCCUGAGCAUAUAGUUAGUGAUAACGGCCAAUAG